Messenger RNA from Dichomitus squalens LYAD-421 SS1, 3054 nucleotides. Its product is annotated as 26S proteasome regulatory complex non-ATPase subcomplex Rpn2/Psmd1 subunit. Gene Ontology annotation, biological process: proteasome-mediated ubiquitin-dependent protein catabolic process; regulation of protein catabolic process. The transcript has 9 exons. NCBI's taxonomy places the organism in Eukaryota, Fungi, Basidiomycota, Agaricomycetes, Polyporales, Polyporaceae. Gene Ontology annotation, cellular component: proteasome regulatory particle, base subcomplex; nucleus; proteasome storage granule. The record is from RefSeq and is a predicted model, not a curated record. Gene Ontology annotation, molecular function: enzyme regulator activity. Bases 7 to 3003 code for a protein of 998 amino acids.
UACGCCAUGGGUGUCCCACUCCAGUCCUCCGCCGCCGGCGUGCUCGCCCUGUUGUCCGACCCCGAGCCCCAGCUCAAGCACUACGCGCUCAAGGCUCUCAACCAGCUUGUCCCUCAGUUCUGGGCUGAGAUUUCGGAGCACAUUGCGCUGAUCGAAUCUUUGUAUGAGAGCGAUGACCUUCCUCAGGAAGCCCAUGACUCUGCCGCGCUUCUAGCGAGCAAGGUAUACUACUACCUUGGCGAAUACGACGAGUCGCUCUCCUUCGCACUUGGCGCAGGGAGCGCGUUUGAGAACGACCCUCGCGGGCCUGGGUCCGAGGAGUAUGUGGAAACCAUUGUCUCCAAAGCAAUUGACCGCUACAUCUCGAGCCGCAAUGCCGAACAGACGGAAGGGAAGAUUGACUCUAACUUGCAAGAGAUUAUUGAGGGUAUCUUCCGACGAUGCAUAGCGGACGGCGAGUACCGCCAGGCAAUCGGUAUUGCUUUGGAGUCAAGACGUCUGGAUAUCAUCAAGUCGGUAUAUGAGCAAACCCGCGAUACUACCCUAUUGUCGUACGCCAUGGAGGCUGUCCUUGACACUGCUUUCCCUCUUGCCUACCGCGACCAGGUCCUCAAGUUCCUCUUCCCGCUCUUCCCUGCCCCCACAGCCGACGCGAAGUCUACUCACGUUUACGCUCUGACGCGUAUCCUUGUGACGCUCAACUCUCCCGAACUAACGAUCAACUUCCUGAACUCGCUUGUGCCGAAGCAGAAAUUGUUGGCGUACCAGUUCGCCUUUGACCUCGUCGAGGGUGGCGGCCAGGACUUCCUGGUAGCGGUUAGGAAAGAUCUCCCUGAGGGCAACGAAGAAACGAAGCCUAUCUACGACCAGCUCAAGAAGAUACUUCUUGGCCAGGAGUCCAUCAAGCUCUACCUUGAGCUCCUGAAGCGCAACAACAAAGUCGACAUGCUCAUUCUCAAGAACACCAAGGAGGCGCUGGAGCCCCGUUCAUCCAUCUACCACACCGCCCUUACUCUUCAGAACGCGUUCAUGCAUGCCGGGACGACCUCCGACGUGUUCCUUCGCGAUAAUCUGGAGUGGCUCGCGCUCGCAAACAACUGGUCCAAGUUCUCCGCCGCUGCUGCGAUUGGUGUCAUCCACAAGGGCCAUUUCCAAGAGAGCAUGAACAUCCUCGGCCCUUACCUACCCGCCCAGGGCGCUGAGAGCAGCAUAGGCAGCGCGGCGUACUCCGAAGGCGGUGCGCUGUAUGCGCUCGGGCUCGUCAACGCGGGCUGUGGAAGCGGCCAGGAAGUCGAGAACUAUCUCCGUAACUUGCUCAAGAACUCCGUCAGCGAAGUUGUGCAGCACGGUGCAGCGCUGGGUCUCGGAGUCGCGGGUAUGGGCGGCAAGAGCAUGGAAGCGUACGACGACUUGAAGACGACGCUGUUUACCGACUCCGCCGUGGCGGGUGAGGCCGCUGGUUAUGCCAUGGGUCUCAUCAUGCUCGGUACCGCCGAUAAGACAAGCGCGGAUGAGAUGUUGACGUACGCGAGGGAGACUCAGCACGAGAAGAUCAUUCGCGGUCUUGCGAUCGGUCUUGCUCUCAUUUUCUACGGACGGCAGGAAGAGGCGGACGAUAUGGUCAAACUGCUUAUGGCGGAGAAGGAUCCCAUAUUGCGCUACGGUGGUGUCUAUACCCUUGCACUCGCGUAUGCAGGUACCUCCAACAACAGCGCUAUCCGCCAAUUGUUGCACGUUGCCGUUUCGGAUACGUCGGACGACGUUCGUCGCGCCGCCGUGACAAGUUUGGCAUUCCUCCUCUUCAAGACCCCUGCUCAAGUCCCUCGGAUCGUUCAGCUUCUCUCAGAGAGCUACAAUCCUCACGUACGCUGCGGUGCGACACUCGCCCUCGGUAUUGCCUGUGCAGGAACUGGCCUUCAGGACGCUGUGGACAUCCUCGAGCCGAUGACUCGCGACAGCGUCGAUUUCGUCCGUCAAGGCGCCCUGAUCGCUCUCGGUAUGAUCCUCGUCGAGCAGUCCGAGGCCUCUACACCAUCACUUGCGCCGACGCGUGCCCUGUACGCCAAAAUCGUCUCUGACAAGCAUGACGACCCGAUGGCCCGCUUCGGUGCUGCACUUGGCCAGGGCCUCAUUGAUGCUGGUGGCCGCAAUGUCACCAUUAGCUUGCAAAGCCGCGCUGGUAGUCGCAACACCGCCGCCAUAGUCGGCAUGGUGUUGUUCUGCCAGUUCUGGUACUGGUACCCCCUGGCCCACUGUGCUUGUCUCGCCUUCGAGCCGACUGGCAUUAUCGGUCUUGACGAGAGCCUCAAGGCGCCCAAGCUCGAGUUCAGUUCCAAUGCUAAACCUAGCCUGUUCGCGUACCCCGCUGCGACGAAGCCACCAAAGAAGGAGACGGUGGCCAAAGUCGCCACUGCGGUGCUCUCGACCACUGCCAAGGCUAAGGCGCGCGAGAAGAGGAAGGCUGCUGAGGCUGGCGAGCCCGUUUCUGAGGAUAAGAAGGACGGCGAUGUGGAGAUGAAGAGUGCCGAGGCGUCAACAUCGCGACAUGGCGACGUUUCUCCCAUCUCCUUGGCGGAGGGUGCGUCGAGGGGCCGCAAAGGCGAGCCCUCAUCCGAGAAGCUCUCCAACUUCUCCCGGGUUGUUCCCGCUCAGCUCGCCUACAUCACCUUCCCCACAGAAAGCAGGUACCAGCCUGUCCGCGUCAUCUCCACCCGCCCACCACCGGGGCCGAAGGCUCCGAAGACGGCUUCCUCCGUCGCCCUCGCAUCAGAGCGGUACGCCGGUGGCGGCGGUAUCCUCAUUCUCGCCGACACCCGUCCGGACGAGGAGCCUGACUACAUUGAGUUCGAGACGGCACCUGCCGCUCCGGCGGCAGCAGCAGCAGCGGCACCCGCUGGAAACCCAGCUUCCGCGACGGCAGGUCGCCAUAUCGCUCUGGAUGAGAGCGCGCCCGAGGUGGACCCGCCAGAAUCGUUCGAGUACCCUUUCGAUAAUGAUACGUAGAAGUAUGUCGUGUAUUCUUACUCCGGACUUUAUGCAAUUUCUUUUGCAACC